Messenger RNA from Peromyscus leucopus (white-footed mouse), 905 nucleotides. Its product is annotated as rhox homeobox family member 1-like. NCBI's taxonomy places the organism in Eukaryota, Metazoa, Chordata, Mammalia, Rodentia, Cricetidae. The transcript is spliced from 4 exons. The record is from RefSeq and is a predicted model, not a curated record. Bases 118 to 777 code for a protein of 219 amino acids. Gene Ontology annotation, molecular function: DNA binding.
GCUGUACCUCUGGCGCCCGACUCUAAGGACGCGGCUUUUACAGCUUUGGAACUCGGGUCUGAUCGAAAGAUUACAGGCACAGAGACUCGCCAGGGCUCCUGCCACAGUUUCAACAGGAUGCUGAGUCCAGGAGCUGAUGUGGGACAGGAACAUCAGCAUGGUGGGAAUGCAAUGGUCCUGACGGCUGGGGAGGAAGGAGGCAAGAAAGGGCUUGUACAGAGCGAGCUUGCUCAGGGUGAGCUUGAUCAGGGCAAGCGUGCUCUGAGGGAACUUGCCCCAAUCAAGCCUGCUCAAGAAGAGCUUGCUCAGUCCGGUCUUGCUCAGGAAGCCGUAAGAGUGGCAGAGGAGGGAGAAAACGAAGAAGAAGAAAUGGAAGAAGGAGGUGCUGGCGAUGGUAGUUCUGGCCCCAUGGACAAGGGGAUCCACUUGGAAGGUGACCAUGGCGGCAGUGUUCAACAGCAGCCUCAGCAAGAGGCAGCAAUGCCUGAGGGCUCCAAGAUUCUUCAGGCUGGGGACAAGCUGCCUUUCCAUACCUGCACCAGAAUAACCCAGUCUCAGCUGCUGGGCCUGGAGCAUCUUUUCCAAGCAAUUCCCUACCCCAGCUUGCGGGCAAGGAAAGAUCAUGCAAGAUGGAUCGGUGUGACAGAAGACGAUAUGAUGGAAUGGUUUAGGACCAGGAGAGCCAGUUUCAGGAGAAGCAAUAGACUGGUGGUGCUGAUUGAGCCACCACCUGCUCCCCAGAACAACAAUCCCGGAAGAUUUUGGAGCAGCACAUGAGUGCCACCUCUUUCCAAGAGCAAGAUUUACGGGGCCUGGCCCUGCCCCCACUUUCUUGACCACACAUGCUGGCCAUGACAUCCUUUUCUUUCCUGCAACUAUCUCAGCAAUAAAGAGGUGGAUUCUAA